Closterium sp. NIES-65 is the source of this 1570-nucleotide messenger RNA. NCBI's taxonomy places the organism in Eukaryota, Viridiplantae, Streptophyta, Zygnematophyceae, Desmidiales, Closteriaceae. The record is from the annotation of a GenBank genome assembly.
AGACUUCUCUUACAACCAGCUUUCAGGCAGCAUCCCUGCCAGCUUCAGUGAGCUCCGCCAGCUAACGUUCAUAUCUUUGUUCGUUAAUCGUCUCAACGGCUCCAUCCCAUCUGAGCUUGGCUCAUUGACAAAUCUGGAGUCAUUAGACCUCUCUUACAACCAGCUCUCAGGCAGCAUCCCUGCUAGCUUAGGGGAUCUCCGCGAACUCAAGUCCCUGCAUCUGGAUCACACCAAUGUCUCAGGGACUAUCCCACCAUCCCUUGGAGGUCUUCUCUACUUGAAGAACUUCACCACCAAGGACACCAACCUCACAUGUCCGGACAACUACACCAGCUGUGGUCAGACGCAAAACCCUUGGACUGCCUUUUGCCGCAAGUGCCCUUUCUUUUGCGAAACAUGCCUCAAGUCAACAGCGAACCCCAGCGAUAGCAGCGGCUUACCGCUGGGGGCCAUCAUUGGCAUUGUUGUUGCUUCCGUGGUGGUGGUGGUGCUGCUGCUGCUGGCUGCUGUGCUGCUCUGCCUCAGGCACAAGCAGCGGCAGAAGACAACAGCCUUAACCAGCACCGAGUUUUCUCUCUCUGAGGUUGAAGCAGCCACCAGCAACUGGUCUGCGGACAACCAGCUAGGCUCGGGGGCCUUUGGUGACGUGUACAAGGGGGUGUCGCCACGCGAUGGUGUCACAGAGUGGGCUGUGAAGCGCGCCAAGCUGAUCGACGUGGACUUCCAGCGGGAGAUCCAGCAAAUGGCCGACAAGAACCAUCCCAACAUCGUGCGGCUGCUUGGGUUUGCUGUGGGGGGGGACAUGAGGACGCGGCCAGAGCAGGUGCUCAUCUACGAGUUUGUGCCUAACGGCGACCUUGCAACGUGGCUGGACCCAACAAAGUCACCAUUCUCACUGACUCUGCCACAAUGGCUGGGCAUCCUCAUUGGGGCGGCGCGUGGCUUGGAGUAUCUCCACAGCUUUGGCUUCGUGCAUCGCGACAUCAAACCCGCCAACAUCCUCAUCAGCGCCGACAUGCAGGCGAAGAUUGCGGAUUUUGGAUUGGUGAGGGUGGGAGAGGGCACGACAGUGGGUUCUACCCGAGUGAUGGGCACACCUGGCUAUGUGGACCCUGUUUACACGAGGACAAAUAAGGCAACCACGGCCACUGAUGUUUACAGCUUUGGAGUGCUCAUCCUCGUGGUGCUUACGGGACGUUCUUCAAUAGCUGAGCCUGGAAGGGAGAGGAUGCACAUCCUACAUUGGGUGGAAGAGUGCCUGAAGGGCUCCAACCUGGCUUGCCUGAAGAACCCCACUGUGGAAGUCUCAGAGGAGGUGCUGCUGCGCCUGACCCAGCUCGCACUCACCUGCACGGUGGAUCGCACUGCAAGCCGUCCAACCAUGGGGGACGUUGCAAAUGAGUUGCUGGUGAUUAAGAACGAAGUGGGGGGGAAGGAGGAGGUGAGUGCGGCGGUGAAAGUGGAUGAGGAGAAUGAAGAAAGGAAGAGUGCGUAUACGGCACUCAAAACCCUGGAUGAAGAAAUAGACCUUAUCCAUGAUGACAACAUUUUAUCGAUAAGGUGUUGCUGA